This is a messenger RNA of Cladocopium goreaui, 7614 nucleotides long. NCBI's taxonomy places the organism in Eukaryota, Dinophyceae, Suessiales, Symbiodiniaceae. The record is from the annotation of a GenBank genome assembly.
AUGGCGCUGGUUAUGGACCCUUCUGAGGUCAAUUCUGGUGGUUUCAUCUCCUUGGUGUUGGAGGUUGUCUCCCUUGAUCCAGGUCACGAACGACACUUGCUUGUUGACAAGGCUCACGAUAAGCUGGUUCAGUUUUCGGGUCUGGUGGAAGGUGGACACAGGAUCAUCACGGUGAUCGAUGCAGUGUUGAUUCGCCAAUUUCCUGUGGUGUGUCUGGAGUGCAGUGACAAGACAAAGGUCCUUCAUCACGGGAUUCCUACCUGGUCUGACUAUUUCAAGAUGAUCGAUGCAUGCAGUGGCUUGGGAGGCAUCUCACAUGGAGCUUUGGCUGUUGGGAUCGUCCCCACAGUUGCAAUGGAUGUCAAUGCAUGUAUGUCCGAAUUACACAAGGUCCAUGUUUGCAGUGAUCAUGUUACCGGUGACAUCGGUGAUCCUCAGGUUGUGGCCGAGGUGUGGAGUCGGAGUCAGAGCGCCGCCUUGAUGUGUGCAGGGUUUUCAUGCCAACCAUUCUCACAGUUGGGUGAUCGUCGUGGGGGUUUGGACCCUCGUGCUCAAACUCUUCCGAAACUGCUCCGAGCUGCCCACUUGAUGCAAAUCAAAGUGCUUGUCCUGGAAUGCGUUGUGCCUGCCCGAUCUGACCCAUUUGUGAAACAACAGCUUGAUAGCUUUGCAUCUCUCAUGGGCUUCACCACUGAGACUGUCAACUUGGAUCUUCAAACCGUUUGGCCAUGUCGGCGUCAUAGAACUUGGUGGCUCAUGUUCGACUCAAGCUUGGGCAAGAUGGGUCUCUCUGAAUGGCCAGUUCUGGAUAGCCUUCCCAAAGUUCAGGAAAAAGGCCUUUUCGGCUUGUUGGUCUCCAGUGCCUCCGAAGCCAUUUCUGACCAGCCUGUGCGUCAUGUGCAUCCCUCUGAAGCCUUGGCUCUCAAUGGGAUGGAUUGUACCAUUGACCUGGGUCUUAAUGUUCGUUUGUCUUUGUCUGGAGUCGGUCAGAUCGCCAGUCCGCUGCAAGCUGCCUUGCGUUUCUGGAAGGACAUUCGUUCCCUGUCCCUUGGGCAAGUCGUUCAUGCACCACAAUGGCCUGAAGUCUCGGAUUUUCGCAUGUCUGUUGCCUGUGCCCUGGAUGUGCUAAUCCGCCGAACACAGGGAUCAGUCUCUGCCGUGCCUAGUGAAGAACCUGAGACACCAUGGUUUGACACACCAGUGCUUGGAGUGUGUAGUGACCUCACCCUGCAGAUUGGUUCCAAUGAGGUUCAACUGAUUGACAGAUUCGGUGACUUCCUACGGUUCCAGUUUCAACCAGGGACCACUAUUGCUGACGUUCUUGGUGCGCAUGCCAAGCUGACAGGUGAUUUGACUGUUCAACUUGCCAAUGAUGCUCUUGGUAGAGUCCUGUCUCUUGAUCAUGCCAUCCUUCCUGGACAGUGUAUUCAGAUUUUCCUCUCUGGAUGUGAACAAGGUUCCUUUUUCCCAUUUGAGGUGUUUUCCGGUGAGAAUGCACAUGUAUCAGGCUUGUUUCCGGUUCGGGAUGAAGCGCAUGUGGAGGAGCCUGGUGACUUUCCCAUGGAGGAAGAUUGUGCUCCUUGUGCUAAGCCUGAUUCCAGUAGUGUUGAUGCAUGCCCAAUCUCCCCCACUAUCCCAUGGGAAGCCAAAGUUGAUGAGUGUGACAUGGUUGGAUCCUUUGUUGGAGUCUCUAGUACUUUGCCAUAUACGCCGACUGGUGGGUUGGUUUCAGCUUUGUUGCCACUGUCUGAGAAGCAAUUUCUUCGCUUGGCGGUUCCAAUCAUUGACGAUGGCCACAAAUUCACAGCCCUCCGACAGCAAUUCAUUCGUGCAGUUGACCGUCUUGCGUUGUUGGAAGUUCAGGGGAACAUUUGGUCUGAUGAUGAAAUUGCGUAUCAUCUUGCAAUGCUUACCUCCACUGCUCCGGUUGGGGGACCCUAUUGCAAUGUGGUUAUCUUGGACCCGCUCCUGGCUACUGCUUGGGAGUCAUCUCACGGUGAUCCUGGCCUUAGUACUUCUGCUGGUUGUGGUGACAUUGGCCAUGCCUCAUCUGGGAUCAGUGGCAGAGUAUUUGAGGUCUUCUCUCCCCAGUCUGAUCCCUCCCUUGUUGAGGAUGAGAGCUUGAGUGAAAGCAGUGCCUCUGCCGAUGUUUGUGGUGUCUCGAGCCUUGCUCAUGCCGAUCCCUCUUUUGGAGUAUCCAGAUCUCGGUCCAGAUCUCCUCCUGCCCAAUGCCUGCCUACGGUUGAUUCGCAUCCUGCUGCCGUGCCUGCUCCCGAUGCAGACGGCCUGUGUUGGGAAUCCGGGCCACUCCCUAUAAUGCCCGAUGAACCUGUUCGUUUGCCAAGGUAUAUCAAGUACCCAGCGUUGGUGAAUCAGGAAGUUGUCCAUGUUCUGUUUGUGCUCAAUCAUGCCGUUGACAACAAUCCAAGAAGUGCCUGUGGUCUGUUUGACUUGGGGGCGUAUAGUCGCGAACUGUGGGUCAGAAUUGAAUGGGAUGUUGCUGAGCUGCUUGCCCUGAGCUCUCAACAAAUGCUUGCAUUUCCAUGCCCAUCCAUCGAAAACCCCACCAGGCUUUGGUCUAUGCGCAAUCUUGUCAUGCAUCUUAGGGAUCGACUUACCUUACUUCGACAUCAACAAGGUGUUGUUGCUGAUGAUGAGAUCCGAUUUCAUUUGCAUGCAAUUGCCUCUGAAUGCGAGGGUGGUGUGGAUUUCUCGCCCAUGCGAGUGAUGGUCCUUGAUCCGAUCGUCUCCCAUGCUUGGUUGGAUGCUGACUCUUUUGACUGUACAGAGUGGGCUGCCACCCAUCCUGAAGUUUUACGAGACAGUCUGCAAAUCAUUGGGGUGUUUCGUGUUGACCAACAUUGGAGUGUCUGUGGAGCCGUUGCCAUCAACUUCUUGCGAAGUCAAUUGACUGGCUGUCCAAGACUUUGUUCGACUGCUUCAGCAUGGGAAGAGCAUCAUUUCCUGAGGAGGAAGUUCAUGCAACACAUUGGACGCAAAGCUGAGAUCCCUCGACCUUGGCUCUGGGGCUCUGGUGAUGUUGACUCUGAGGGUUCUGAGGAUGGUGUUCCUCAUCAUGACUCUCUCCAGGGUGGUUCAGCUGGUAGCUCGGAGUUUGGCCAGGUGCUGCAAGGAACCGUUGGUCGUGUGUUUGACGUUUUCUCUCCGCAGUCUGACCCUUCCCUUCAGGAGGGGUCAUGUCCUGAUGAACGUGAUGCCGUCGUUUCUGAUAAUGAGGGACCAGCGAUUACUGUCAAUGUACAUGAAGGAGGCCUACUGAGAUCCAGAUCCAGAUCACCUCUUCGUCCUUUGCCAGAGGGUAGUCGGAGUGCACUUGGCACCGUGCCUGCUCCUGAUGUUGAAAGUCCUGACAGGGAAUCCGGGCCACUCCCUAUAAUGCCCGUUGGACUUGGCCUCUUGCAGGGUGGCCCCGAACAUCCUGACGUGAUUAACCAUUUUGUUGCUCCUUUGCAGUUUGGGGGGGACCCUGAUGUUGCGAACCAUCCACGGAGUGUUCGAGGACUGUUUGAUGUUGGAGCCUACAGUAGUGAAGGAUGGGCAAGUAUUGACUGGGAUGUUGUUGAUCUCUUAGCGAUGAGUUCCCAGCAGAUGCUUGCUUUUCAAUGCCCUCCCAUUGAAAACCCCACCAAGCUCUGGUCCAUGCGUAACCAAUUCAUGCAGUCAAGAGAUAGAUUGACUCUGUUGAGACACCAACAAGGUGUUGUUGCUGACGAUGAGAUUCGUUUUCAUUUGCACGCCAUUGCCGCUGAAUGUGAAAGUGGUGUGGAAUUUCCACCCAAGCGCAUUGUGAUCCUUGAUCCUGUUAUCGCGCAUGCAUGGCUUGACAUGGACUCGUUUGACUGCACAGACUGGGCUGCCACUCACCCUGAAAUCCUUCAGGAUGGCCUGCAAAUUGUGGGUGCGGUGUGCUUUGAUCAGCAUUGGAUCCCAAUUCUCUUGACUCCGUGGGGGGAAAAUAUUCGGAUUGCGUCCUUUGAUUCUACCUCCGACCUUGCCCAGUGUCUUGCCGCCUGCUUGACUAGGGUUGCUCAUGCACUUGGAUUCACUGAGAUCCACUUUGAUCACAUUCAUCGUACAUUUGCGGUCAAAAGCGUUUGUGGUGCCGUUGCACUCAAUUUCUUGCGUAGUCAAGUGACGGGCGUACCCAGGCUUGGUACAACUUUCUCUGCAUGGGAGGAGCACCAUGUCUUGAGGAGGAGAUUCAUGCAACACAUUGGCCAAAAGGCGGAAGUCCCCCGGCCCUGGCUCUGGGGUGCUGGCAGUCGUGAUGAGUGUGAUGGUCCCCCGGGUGAGGUUCCUGCUGAAGCUUUGCAUGACUCUGCAGCUCAUGUUUCUUUUCCUGUGGGUUUUUCCGGAGUUUGUGUUGAUGCCUCUCACUUAUGUGCGAUGCAUGGACAGCAACUGAGUGCACUUGAAUGUCCUCCGGUGUCUGACAUCCACCAAAUGAGUAACCUCAGACUGCAAUUGAUUGAGUCCCGUUCCCGCCAACGCAUUUUGCAAGCUCAAUUUGGUCUGUGGGCCGAUGAUGAAAUCCGAUUUCACAUGCAUGCCAUUGCAGCUGUAUGCCAGACAUUGCAACAUGGUCAGAUGAUUUCGCAGGUGUCUGUGCUUGAUCCCUUGAUUACGUCCUCAUGGUUGGUCCCCAGCUCACUUCCGAGUGAUCAAUGGGCCAGUAUGUACCGGAAUGUUCAUCGUGAUCAGAAAAUCUUGAUUUCUGCCGUUCGCAUUGAUGGCCAUUGGAUUCCCCUUGUGUUGUUUCCUGCUGGCAAUGUCCUUUCGGUCCAAUCCAGUGAUUUUACUGAUGGUCUUCCUGCGGCCCUUAUCAACUGCCUGGUGUCCUUUGCCCUUGCCAUUGGAUUUGAGAGCCUCCGCUUCGAUCAUGAGGUUCGCCCUUUUUCAUGCAGAUCAGCUUGUGGUGCUGCAGCCGUCAAGUAUGUUGCCUACAGGUUGGGCUUGUCUGGCAGGGUUCUUACUUAUGCAGCUGUGUGGCAAGCGCACUCGGAGCUGCGAUCACAAUUUGUCCGUGCACUGUCUGAUGAGCAUUUGACAAGCCGUCCAUGGAUCUGGGCCUCUGGUGAUGAUGAAGCUUCUGAAACAUCCUGGAGGUCUGAAGACCCUGUUGAGGAUGCCUCGGGCCUUCCUGACUCUUCUACUGGGGGAGUUCCCUCCACUGCACCUUUCGUUCUCCCUGAUGAUGGUGCUGCUUGCCUGGCGUCUCAUGUUCGGUCACAUGGGCAUCAAAUUGUGGCUGUUGUCUUAGAGGGAACUCAUUGGAUUCCCCUUUGGGUUGUUCCUGCUGGCUUAGUCUUGGUUUUCCAUACCUUUGAUGACAUUCUGGACUAUGACAUUUUUGACGGCAAAUUGCGUUGGAUGGGCCUUCAUUUGGGCUUCUCUGAUGUUGUCAUUCAUCGAGGCUUCACUGGUGGAUUUGUUCAGUGGUGGUCUAGAUGUCCGCAUCGAGUGCAUGGUGCUCCUUUGCAAAUUCCUUGGGUUCCGCCUUCUGGUGUGAUUGCUACUCGGAUCUUUGAGACGUUGGCUUUGCAGGUCCGGUCUUUGGAGUCCCAACUCAUCAGUACGUCCCGCCAGUAUGCACGUUUGCGUAGGGCUCGCAAUCCUCGAUUAAUUUUUCAAGACCUUCGCCCAAUGCAAAGUAGUGGGGUGGAUUACCUUAUUCGCCCUAUUCAGUCCAGCAUUGUUUCAGUUGAUGAGUCUGAUCACUCUAUUGUUUUGGAGCCUCCGCAUGAGUGGUCACAUGACCGACCAAUUGUUUGCCAGGGAUUGCCUUUGUCGCUGAUCCAUGUGGAACCUGAUUGCAUAUGGCUUGACGACUCCUCUGCACUCAAGCCUGGGGAUGUGAUUUCUCAGCUUCGUUGGCGCAUGGAGUGGGCAUGGCUCAAAGUAGUUGCUGCUUGCGUUGCUCACCGUCCAGGGUUUUCUGGUCUUUGGCAAAUUGAUCCUGCCCGCACUCGUGCAUGGCUGUCCAAAUUGAAUUGUUCAGACCGGGCAGCCUACCGGAAAAUUCUCAAUGGUGCUCAUGUGACACAAGAUGGGAAGCAUUAUUGCCAGGAAGCGGAUUCAGAUGUCUGCCAGUUUUGUGAUUGCUCAGACUCUCGGUUCCACCGCUUUUGGGGUUGUGGCGUCUGUGAGGAGUGCCGUCAGGGAAUUGAUUCGGACCUUAUGGCUGCUAUCCCUGACCUGCCAGAGAGUGUGACUUGUUAUGGUUGGGCCCUUCGACCUUCUACAUUUCAUUCCUGGUACUCCUAUUUUCUGCAACUGGUCCCGCCCGUGAUACCUGCGAUUCCGUGGCCUUUUCAGUCUCAGUUCCAUAUUUUCACAGAUGGUAGCUGCUGUCAUCCACAAUACCCUGAUUUGAGGUUUGCUUCCUAUGCCUUAAUUCUUGUUGACUCGAGUGCUACUGAACAUGCAUGUAUUCUUGAGAGUGGACCAUUACCAGGUCUUCGUCAGACCUCACUGCGUGCAGAGCUCUUUGCCGUUCAUCGCGCUAUCAAGUUUGCUGCAUAUCACGGAGUUAGUCUGAUGAUUUGGUCUGACUGCUUGAAUGUUGUGCGCAGGUUGCGACGUAUUUGUCUUGGAGCCCCGGUUAAGAUCAAUUCUUCCAAUGCAGACUUGUGGAGUUUGAUUGCUGAGGACAUUCAUGGAGGUGGGUGUCAUGUGCAGGUCGCGAAAGUUGCUGCCCAUCAGUCUCUUGCUGCUGCUGCAUCACCUUUGGAAGAAUGGUGCUUUAAACACAACAGGUUUGCUGACAGGGCAGCGGCCUCUGCCAAUCAACGCAGACCCAAAGAGUUUUGGAACCUGCUUGCAGUGCACUCCCGAGCGUGUCAGACGUGUGACAGGUGGAAUGCGUCAAUCCAGAAUGUUCUGCUGCAAGUGAGUCGUAAUGUAUUACAUGAAGGGCGACAAAUGCCCCAGGAUGUUCCAAUGCCUGAGCCACCUCCUGCUCCUUCCUGGACACCCCUGCCCACUGAUCCUGUGAUGCCGCAGGGUGCUGUUCGGUGGUAUGGCGAAGCUGUUGUGGCUAAAAUGACAAUGUGGUUUUGGAAGGCAGUGUCCGAUGAUCCAGGGCCUGUGCAAUGGAUUUCGAAUGCUCAGUUGUACAUUGACUAUGGACUUCAGACAGGAGACUCUGGCCCAGUUCACAUUGAUGGAUGGAAAGACAGCCAGGAUGUGCCGUUGCACGCUCUCCGGCCUAUUGGCUUUAAGGAGAGGGUAAGGUGGUUUGGUAAAGUGCUGAGGGAGAUUUUGCGACAUGGGGGUUUGCCGUUUUCUGCCCAGUACUGCCGGCCUAGUAGCCUUAUGCUGUGUAUGCACUCCAGCUGCAUUGCGGUUCCCUGGAACCCACAACGCCUUGAGCAUGUUGAUCGAUGGAUGGCAAAGUUCUCAUCCGGAACUGGACCGCUUGCCACUGCCAAGCGCUUCUAUGGCUUCGUAGUUCUGCAGUCAAAGGGCUGCCUUCGUCUGACUAAGGCAGCGCGUGUGCCAAACGCCUAUCUCGUCGAUCACGGAAUCGUUAACACUGGAGAACACGGGGCCAUUGGAGGCGCGGUGGAGAUCUUCCCUGAAAUUUUGCCCUGA